This is a messenger RNA of Boeremia exigua, 2278 nucleotides long. RefSeq lists its product as uncharacterized. The transcript has 2 exons. Bases 261 to 2168 code for a protein of 635 amino acids. The record is from RefSeq and is a predicted model, not a curated record. NCBI's taxonomy places the organism in Eukaryota, Fungi, Ascomycota, Dothideomycetes, Pleosporales, Didymellaceae.
CACUGCCAACGGAGCCAGCUGUGCAGCCGACGGCUGCAUCUUCAUCAACGUCCGUGUCAUCGUCUGAUGUCGAGAAAGAAAACCCACCUGCCACUGAACCACUACCAAGGAGUGCCACUGAACCUUUACCAAGGACUGCUACUGUCAAGAAAGACGACCCGUUCAAGGACCCCAACGUUUAAACUGAUGUCCAGCCGUACCAGCUCGUGGUAUGGGGGUGUGCGUUUUAUACGAUCUGUGACAGCGCUAACGUCUGUUUCAUGCAGGCAUUCAUCAUGUGGAAGCGAUUUCAGGGUAGCGGGCGCGAGAAAGAGAAGGCCACGCAGAUAGGCCACCCCGUGCUUCUUGAAACGACCUACGACGAAGACCAGCUUAUGCGCAAUCCUAAUGUCGCCGAUCUAAAUUAUCGACUCAAUGCACCCUUCACGCAGCACCAGCCCCACCAUAAUCAUUCCUCUUCAAAGGAUUCACGGGUCUCCAACAUCCCCACCGUCUCUUCAGUAUACUCUCGACCCUCAAACGACCUAUCCUACUAUUACGAUAACCCCGCGCCCCCUUCACCCUCUACUUACGAAGACAUCUCACCGCCAAGCUCACCGGAGCCCGAGUAUCAGCAAGCUUCCGACCUUCCGCGAAGGUACCGCUCGAUGCGCGACGUGUCACCAAUGGACGAGAACCGCGGUGCGACACAUGCUGACAGCCACGCACCUGUGAUGCGUAAAGCACCAAUCGCACUGCAGACUGGCGAAGCCAAGGCUUUUGGGCAGAAGUUCUGGGGAGGGAAGGUUGCACCCAACAGCAAGGUGAGAUGGGACGAGUACUCUGGCGAGCCCACGUCGAGCAAUGCUGGCAGAGCCGGCUCAGUAAACCCUCUCGCGUACGCGAAAGACAGUCUCCGACCAAUGGGCUACCAAGUGUCGGUAUCAGGACCGGACAGCAAGAAAAAGAACACCAGUUUCACAGAUCGCGUCCCACGAUUUGGUGCGAAGCCGCCGUCAGUUGAACCUACGCAAGCUUCCGAGCCCUGGAGUCGCGCCACGGGCCGUGCAGAAAUCGCGGGACCUCUGAAGGACGAACCCAGACAUCCGCUGCCGUUAUUUGCAAGGAAGCCGUCUACUCGGAGGGUUGAAGGGCUCGGCUUAGACAUGUCAAACGUAGUUGCGACAACCACUAGCCGCGGUGCAGCGGCAGCUGACACUCGCCCUGUCGCAAACGUCCCGAGCAGGUCGGACUCUCACAACGAACCCGUCAGGCCUGUUGUUCCUCUCAAGAUUGGCAGGAAGUCACUCACGCCUAGUUUGCCGUCGUCUACGAUUCCGAAUCACGGCCUCGGAAUCUCAAAUCCGUACUCUUACCCGAGCCCCAUCACUCCAGCGAAUGAGGACCCGUCGCCGACGACCUUUGCACUCUCUGACACCCAGAGUGAAGUUUCCGAUACGGAGUCAUGGGAGCGCAGCAUAACGCCGAAGCAGAGCAUGAUCUGGAACAAAGCGGCUGAGCAAACACCAGAGCAGGAAAAGGGUGUUCCUGAUAGCCGUUUCUCCUGGACAACUUACAACACCACAACUACAUACCAACAUUCUCCUCCACCGUCUCCACCACAGCCGAUGCCAGAUCUGGAUAACAUCGUGAAAGCGAGAGUUGCAACUGAAUCGUCCAUUCUGAAUCGUCGUCGCCCCAUUCCUCAGGCAGACAAGAUCCCAGACACACCGCCUGUGCGCAGACCGGUCCCUGCCGCCAAGUCUCCGGUCGGCAAUAAGACUCGCACAGCAGCUCUCGCUAUUUCGACCUCGCCGCGUCCUGGCUCUACAUUUUCCACGUCGACUACAGGCACCGGAAAGGCGUUGCCACAACCGCCCACCACUCAAGCUGCAACCGACCACGUGUCUCUUCUUGAGUCCCAGCUCGAGGAUCUACGCGUUCGUCGCUCGAAUGUACACAAAGUCCUCUCAGAUAUCAACUCUGCUGCACCCUCCAACCCCAUGUUGACCGACUUCAAGACCGCACGAAUCAUGGAGCAGAAGAAGAAGGCGCUCGAGGCCGAACUGGCGGAAAUCAAGAUCGAGGAGCACGAUGUUGGCUUGAAGCUGCACCGCUGUUUGCGCAAGAGGGAGAGGGAUGACCCGAACUUUGGUUCGGCGUUGUGGAUCAGGCGGGUCACAGGAUGAUCAGUCACCGUUAUUGAAGGUACGCCAAGGCGCAGGCUUUCCGGUGGUUGGUCUUUUAUAUGCAUAGCGUUGGUGUUGUGCGUGUGUGGCAGAUUUUGUGUUUUCCUUAC